GCUAUUACUAACCCUUUUGCACUCCACGACGUGACUGCUCUGCUGUGGCAGUUUAUACGGAAACCUUUUUUUUUGCACUAAAUUCUGCUACUUCUUCUUCAAAUUUCUCGGUAUCUUACAUUACAUAUUUGCUGCAGCAGGCAGUGAGCUCUUCUCCUGCUGCAUCCUGUGGCUAUGUCCAUACCCUUCACUUACCAGAACUCGACAUGUUCAUCACACUGAAAACGUCCAAAAACCAAGAUGCCAUCGGUAUGGAACAGGUUGCAUCAAGAAAUGCAGACUCUUCGGCUGCUGGAGGAGCCAGUGAGAUCCGCGAAAAUCAUGCCGUCCCGAUUAGGAGAUCAGCUUGUUUGGCCUGCAAGAUCAAAAAGGUCCGGUGUACAGGCCAGCGUCAACGUUGUGACCGGUGUCGCAGUCGCGCUAUACGGUGCAUUAUGCCAACACUUCAGAAGAAAGUUAUCCGCAAAGCAGGGUUGCUGGAUGGUUUGACUCAAGGAGCAACAAGAUCACCUACAGAUCAGAGUGUUGAGGCGAAGAGAUUGCAAGAAGACGCGACGAUUAAUCAGCCGCUUACUGCGGAGCAAACAAUGACUGGAGUACAGGAUACUGCAGUGCUGACUUCGGACGUGUCUGCGCUGCUCCGACUUCUAGUUCGUUGCUAA
Trichoderma harzianum CBS 226.95 is the source of this 662-nucleotide messenger RNA. RefSeq lists its product as hypothetical. The record is from RefSeq and is a predicted model, not a curated record. NCBI's taxonomy places the organism in Eukaryota, Fungi, Ascomycota, Sordariomycetes, Hypocreales, Hypocreaceae. Gene Ontology annotation, molecular function: zinc ion binding; DNA-binding transcription factor activity, RNA polymerase II-specific. Bases 207 to 662 code for a protein of 151 amino acids. The transcript has 3 exons. Gene Ontology annotation, biological process: regulation of DNA-templated transcription.